Fusarium verticillioides 7600 is the source of this 2839-nucleotide messenger RNA. RefSeq lists its product as hypothetical. Gene Ontology annotation, molecular function: chitin binding; chitinase activity. Gene Ontology annotation, biological process: carbohydrate metabolic process; chitin catabolic process. NCBI's taxonomy places the organism in Eukaryota, Fungi, Ascomycota, Sordariomycetes, Hypocreales, Nectriaceae. The record is from RefSeq and is a predicted model, not a curated record. The transcript has 4 exons. Gene Ontology annotation, cellular component: extracellular region. The coding region runs from base 399 to 2525 and encodes 708 amino acids.
CUUUCUCUCCCAGUUGAUCUCACCGUUAAGCCAUUCCUUUUUCAUCGCUACUCAACCCACGUCAUUCGUUCCUUGACUUCAUCUCAUUCUUUAAAGUAUAGUGCUUCAUAGACUACUCUUCGGUUCCAUCGCCCUAGUCCUUGUCUCAUAACCAGCCCGGCUUUAGCAUCUUGUCUCAGCUUCAACUCCCUCACAAGACAGUUGGACUAUCUGAGUACUACCUCACACAUCACGAGGUUUCACUCCUUUACAAACAACUUGUUGUUAUAAGAAAGCACUUAUACUCGCCAACUCAAACUUAACUAGCCCAUAUCAACAUUGUCUAGGCUUCUUCAAAUCCGGGGACAUUUAUUUUGCAGGCUCUCUCUCAUCUCGAGAUUCGCUGCUGUGUAUCAGACAUGCUCAAGCAACUCAUCCUCAUAGCGCCAUUUCUGGUGCAAGCACUUGCUGUGCCCGCAGUGGAGCCCAGACACCAACAUCUUCAUGGACACAUCGAACAUACACAUGGAACCAAGACCAAAAUGACCACGUCCGUCCGUCGUGAAACAGAACAGACCGCCGAACCACAGUUCAUUCCUCCUAAGAUGCCUUACGCACUUGACCCUAACACCAAAAUCCGCAAGACCACCACUACUGCCGGUGAUUUGAACAAUCCUAAAGAGACUAUCGUCCCCGAGUUCAUCCCACCUAAGAUGCCUUUCGUAGCAAAAGCAUCUUGGCAAAAGUCGACCAAGAACCAGGACAGCUCCGACAAGUCCGCCUCGCUUGCAUCAGUGAAGAAGAAGACUAUUGUCAAGGUUCAGGAUGAAGAAGAUGACAACAAUGACAAACAGCCAACUUUCAUCCCGCCUAGGGCGCCUUUCCGAGGAUCUCGUAAGCCUCAACAGAGCCAAGCUGCCACUCCUCGAGAUACAGUUCUCCAGUUUAUUCCUCCGCGAAACCCCUGGGCACAGUCUAAGCACAACACUCGGUCAACGGAGAGUGACGACCAGGACGUUUCGCAAGAAACUGCUGUUCCUGAUGUAGACCAGCGAGCUGCCAGUGACGAUGAUGAAGUCAUCCCGGCACCCGAGCUCCUCAAGCGUGACGAGGAAGGUGCAGAUAACGAAUUCUUCGCUGAGGAGGAUGAGGAUGACUACAACCCUGGGGAUUUCCCCAACCUUGGCGGCCCCGAGGAAGACGAGGACGAUUCUGCUGAUGAUUCUGAGAAUACUCCUGCCGGAAACACAUCUGACCAGGCAACUCAAAACCCCGAGUCCACCAAUGCACAGGAUGAUAGCAGCGCAAAGAACUACUUUGGUGGUGACUUUGAUGAUGAGGAUGACGCCAACAACGCACCCACUCGCUUAGAGGCUCGGGGCGUUGAAAAGCGGAACAUUCUCUACUUCACAAACUGGGGUACCUAUGGGGCGAACUUCCAGCCCCAAAAUCUGCCGGUGAAGGAGAUCACACAUGUUCUAUACUCCUUUGCUAAGGUGAACCCUAAAGACGGAAAUGUGUUUUCAUCAGACUCUUACGCCGACACCGAAAGACUCUAUCCUGGUGACUCUGAUAAUGGUGGAAAGAACGUUUUCGGAUGUGUUAAACAGCUUUACAUUCUUAAGAAAAAGAACCGCAAUUUAAAGGUGCUACUUUCUAUCGGCGGCUGGAAUGACAGUCCAGAUCUCGCUACUGGUGUAAGCACACAGGACCGUCGCAAGAAGUUCAUCUCUUCCGCCAUAAAGCUAAUCACUGACUGGGGCUUCGACGGAAUCGAUGUUGAUUGGGAAUACCCUGCAAAUGCCCAAGAAGCUCGCAACUAUGUCUUGAUACUCUCGGGUCUCAGAAAAGCCCUCGACCAGUACUCAAAGAACAACAAACUGAACUAUCAUUUUAUGCUUACUGUUGCUACAUCAGCCGGUCCAGCAAACUAUAAAGUCAUGGAUUUGAAAGGAAUGAAUCCAUGGAUUGACGCUUGGCACCUCAUGGCCUACGACUAUGCUGGCUCCUGGGACACUACUACUGGUCAUCAGGCCAACGUUUUCGUUUCCAAGAAGAACCCUCUUUCAACAAAACUUGGCACUGACAAGACAAUUAACGAUUACCUCGCGGCGGGAGUUCCCCCAAACAAGAUUCUCAUGGGUAUGCCUCUUUACGGGAGAUCCUUUCUCAAGACAUCUGGACUUGGCAAAUCCUACUCGGGCGUUGGCGGCAACUCUGAGGGAACUUACCUAUACAGGGAUUUGCCACGUUCUGGUGCCAAAGCUACCUACAAUGCAGACCUCAUUGCUAGCUAUUCAUAUGAUAGCAAGACGCGGGAACUUAUUACUUACGAUGAUCUCAAAUCUGGUCAAGCCAAAGCCGCUUAUAUCAACCAGCGAAACCUUGGUGGUGCCUUCUUUUGGGAGGCCAGUGGAGAUAAGGUUGGAUCCCAGAGCAUCGUUUCUGGUGUAAAGCGCACUUUGGGCACUCUUGAGACGGUCAACAAUCUUUUGAAAUACCCCACGAGUGCAUACGCCAAUAUACGAGCUGGAAUGCCGUCUUGAUUUGGCGAACAGCGCUGGCUACUUUUCCUUUGUGCUGGACUGCAUACGGAUAUGUGUUGGAUGUGUUUGGAGUCUUGGCAAUAUUACAUUUGUUGUCUGCGUUUUUGAGAUGAUGUGACUGGGAACUUGUCACUGUAUAGAAUAUAGAAAAGCCCUCGUUACCUUACAUGAUAGAUACUACAUUCGUUUGUUCACUUGAACUGCUCUUCUCAUAAAAGCCGAGAGCAAUUUCCUUUAACCCCAUGAUUAUCAUUCAUCUAUAUUUCCAUAUUAUAGACAUUAUACCGUAGCCUACAGCUCAAGUAAUAACGAGG